Messenger RNA from Symbiodinium natans, 543 nucleotides. The record is from the annotation of a GenBank genome assembly. NCBI's taxonomy places the organism in Eukaryota, Dinophyceae, Suessiales, Symbiodiniaceae.
AUGCUAACUUGCUGGUGCCAAGAGCGCCAGGUCAAGUACAAGCAGGGUCUGAACGAGGUCUUUGAGCUCUUCGUUACGUUUGUGCGGGACUACACGCCGUUCUUCUCUUCUGAGGAGUUCGUGCCUUUGCAGUGUGCCUUCAUCUUUUUCCGACGCCUCCUCCUGUACCAUCGGCCGGAUCUGCACAAUCUCUUCGUAGAGAAGGAUGUGUGCGGUCCCGAGUUCUGCAUGCCCUGGUUUCUGACACUCUUUGCCAGCAAGACGCCCAUGAGGCUGGCCAUCCAGCUCUGGGACCGGCUCCUCGAACGAGGCGAGCCGCACUUCAUCAUCUUCCUCGCUGUCCUGGCCUUGGCGGAGAAGGCUCGCAGUGUCAAUUCCCGUGAAGAUCUGGAGAGCACUCCCGGCAUGAGCAGUGGCCGAUGCAGGGUCAUGUGGGCGCGUGUCGCGGGGCGCGCGUGUCGCGGGGCGCGCGUGUCGCCUGCGCGAUUCAGAAAUUGGCCAGGGUUCAGGAAACCAGGACUCAGGAAACCAGGCGAAUGUUGA